UUGUUGUGUACAUGCACCGGUUGCUAAGCACAGUUAUCACGUUGUGUACUAUUAUAGUGAAUACUUUUUGGUGUCAUUAGUUUCUGAGCGAAAAAACAAGAAGAUGAAAGUGGUCGCGUUAAUAAGUGGGGGCAAAGACAGCUGCUACAACAUGAUGCAGUGUGUGGCUGCUGGGCACCGGAUCGUCGCUCUGGCCAACCUGCGUCCUGCUAACACAGAUGAGCUGGACAGCUACAUGUACCAGACAGUGGGCCACCAGGCCAUAGACCUCUAUGGUGAAGCCAUGGAGCUGCCCCUGUACAGACGCACCAUCCAGGGCUCCAGUCUGGACACCAGCAGGAACUACAGUGUGACGGAGGGAGACGAGGUGGAGGACCUGUAUGAGCUGCUGCACCUGGUCAAGGAAAAGGAGGGUGUCGAGGCAGUGUCUGUAGGGGCCAUUCUCUCCGAUUACCAGAGGGUCCGUGUGGAAAAUGUAUGUCUGCGGCUAGCCCUGCAGCCCCUGGCCUACCUGUGGCGCCGAGAACAGGAGUCCCUGCUCUCUGAGAUGAUAUCAUCUGACCUCCAUGCUAUCCUCAUCAAAGUGGCCGCCUUCGGCCUGGAUCCAGAGAAGCACUUAGGAAAACCUCUGGCUGACAUGGAGCCCUAUCUGAAACAGCUCUCCCAGAAGUAUGGAGUUCAUAUUUGUGGAGAAGGAGGCGAAUAUGAAACCUUCACCCUUGAUUGCCCCCUCUUCAAAAAGAAAAUAGUUAUCGAUGCAGCGGAGACGGUGAUCCACUCAGCAGAUGCCUUUGCUCCAGUUGGCUACCUGCACUUCUCCAAGUUACACACCGAGAACAAAGACGCCGAUGUGGUGGCGAGAGCUUUGCCCCAUGGUAGUUGUCCUUGCCAGAGCGCCAUUGACAAGAUGACUGAGGAGGUGGAAUAUGCUGAUCAAGCUCAAGACAACCAGCAAGAAUUUACAUCAAAUUGUGACCUUAGUUGUCAGCGGGGCCACGAUCUCCCUCCAUCCUGCUCACCAAGAAGCUCCAGAGGCUAUCAGUGGAUCUCUGGCAUCAACGGCCUCCAGAGCAAAGAUCCCGGGAUCCAGAGCCAGACAUCCGCAGCUUUCACACAGCUGCAAAGUGAGUUGGACAGCAGAGGCUGGAAGAUGAAGGACAUCGUCCUGGUUCACCUGUAUGUGAGGUCCAUGGAAGACUUUGUUUCACUCAACACAGUCUAUAAGAAGCACUUUGGCCUAAACCCUCCUGCCAGGGUGUGUGUCCAGGCUCCUCUACCUGCCGCUCAGCUGCUGCUGAUGGACUGCCUGCUCCACGACUGGACCGAGCCCCUGGAGGAGGGCUGCUUCCACCAGAGGGAGGCCCUGCACGUCCAGAGCCUGUCCCACUGGGCCCCAGCCAACAUCGGGCCCUACAGUCAGGCCCUCAGGGUGGACGAAGCCGUUUUCUGUGCUGGACAAAUCGCUCUGGUCCCCUGCACCAUGCAGCUGGUGAAGGCUGGCAGCAGCACACAGGCCCAUCUGUCCUUCAGCUACGUGAAGAAGGUUCUGGAGGCUGUGAUCAGCAGCCUGACUCUAGCUCAUGUUGUCCAGGCCCACUGCUACACCAGCAGACACCAGGACAUCCCCACCAUCAGGGCUGUCUGGGAGAGCACGCUGAGGGCCGCAGGCCAACACGAGGAUUCGUUGUGGGAGCCUGAGACCAAACCUGCACCAUUACUGGUGGUAGUGGUACCGGCCCUACCGAAGGGUGCAGCUGUUGAGCUUCAUGUGACUGCAGUUCAAGACGACCCCACCCAAAGGACUUCCUGUCACGUGACUACAAAGGUGGCGUGCGGGUCCAUAGAGUGCCACACUGUAAUGUCUGCUGAUAUGAGCAGUGCUUCGCUUUCACUUUCCCUGGCUGCGCCCGGCGAUGACCUGGAGGUGGUCGGUGUUAAGGACGUAACAGAAGCAGUUGGUGAAACGUUCAAGAAAACCAUGAAGAAGAUGGAUGCUGAGCUGGUGCCGCUGUGUGCCAGAGUCUUCUACAAGUGCAACCACGCCCUGGCUCAGCAGGUUGUUACAGGACUUGAAGAAAGUUUAAGAAACUCUCUGGGAGAGUCCAGUCCGUCCGUUGCCCUAGUUCCAGUCCUGGACUUUGCUGACUCCCAGAUCCUCCACCUGUCCUGCUGGCUCAGUUUAUAGAAACACAGCCAGAGUCAACAACCAGACUCCAGUCAUCCACAGCACUGGAAUUCAGCAGGGCUUUCUGGAAGAGCAACACUGACAGCCCAACACCUAAUGACUUACAGCACGACGUCAGUGAAUGUGGAAAAUAAAAACUGUAUAACUGCUCAUUAACGUGACUGUUUAUCACUGCUGAUUGUUGAAAUGUAAAGCUUUCUCUGUCUCAUAGUGGUUUUUUGAUGAUGUGUGGUAUUUGAGGAUGUGUUUAUUCCACUUCAUAUCCCAGAACUUAAGCCAAUUGAAAAAGCACACUAUAAACUAUUCACCGGG
Messenger RNA from Centropristis striata (black sea bass), 2497 nucleotides. RefSeq names its product diphthamine biosynthesis 6 (gene dph6). The transcript has 15 exons. The record is from RefSeq and is a predicted model, not a curated record. Bases 104 to 2185 code for a protein of 693 amino acids. Gene Ontology annotation, biological process: protein histidyl modification to diphthamide. Gene Ontology annotation, molecular function: diphthine-ammonia ligase activity. Lineage: Eukaryota; Metazoa; Chordata; Actinopteri; Perciformes; Serranidae.